Molecule: messenger RNA, 1713 nt
Organism: Aspergillus viridinutans
Lineage: Eukaryota; Fungi; Ascomycota; Eurotiomycetes; Eurotiales; Aspergillaceae
Product: FAD-dependent oxidoreductase
Exons: 2
Coding region: 1-1713 (570 amino acids)
Molecular function (GO): FAD binding; oxidoreductase activity
Source: RefSeq, a predicted model, not a curated record
AUGUUCUCCACUACGACAAACGGCUGGUCGGUUCUGACCGGCCUCCUGGCUCUAUCUUCUACGGCAUCUGCCUCUACCACUUCUCAAGCAAACUGUCGAUGCUUCCCUGGAGAAGCAUGCUGGCCCUCCCCCCAGGUCUGGUCCGCUUUCAACCAGACAAUUGACGGCCGACUGGUUGCUACGAUCCCGCUAGGCACUCCCUGCCAUGCGCCCAACUAUGAUGCUGCCACAUGCGAGGCUCUGAAGGCACAUUGGCAGAUGCCUGAGCUGCACUAUGAAUCCUCCUCGUCGAUCAUGGCCCCAUUCUUCACCGAUGGCACCUGCGACCCAUUCCACCCCGUCUCCCAGCCCUGCACGCUGGGCAACUAUGUUGUCUACGCGGUCAACGUGAGCAAGCCCGAGCACAUCUCCAAGACGAUGCAGUUUGCCACCAAGAACAACAUCCGCGUGGUCGUGCGCAACACCGGCCACGAUUACAACGGCAAGUCCACCGGUGCAGGGGCCCUGGGGAUCUGGACGCAUCACCUCAAGGACAUUCAGUUCAAGGACUGGUCCGACAAGCACUACAAGGGCAAGGCCAUCAAGAUGGGUGCCGGCGUGCAGGGCAUCGAGGCGUACCAGGCCGCCGAUGCGCAAGGUCUCGAGGUAGUCGGCGGCGAGUGUCCGACCGUUGGUCUGGCCGGCGGCUACACCCAAGGCGGCGGGCACUCGGCGCUGGCCUCGCGGCACGGACUGGCAGCCGACCAGGUCCUCGAGUGGGAGGUGAUUGACGGGCAGGGCAACUUCAUCGUGGCCAACCGCGACAACAAGUACGCGGACCUGUACUGGGCGCUGAGCGGCGGCGGCGGCGGCACCUACGGCGUGGUCUGGUCGAUGACGUCCAAGGCGCACCCGGCGACGCCGGUGUCGGGGCUGAGCUUGAGCUUUACCAGCGACGGCAUCUCGCAGGAUACGUUCUAUGAGGCGGUUGCGCUGUACCACGCGACGCUGCCGGCGAUCGUCGACGCCGGCGCCAUGAGCGUUUGGUAUUUUACCAACACCAGCUUCUACAUCUCGCCGCUGACCGCGCCCAACAUCCCCGUGGCCCAGCUCCAGGCGCUAGUCAAGCCCUUCACCGACGGGCUGACCCGGCUGGGGAUCGACUUUAUCACCUACUCGGCGCAGUUCGACAGCUACCUGGCUGAAUUUGAGGGGAUGCAGGGCGCCAUCGAGGUCGGCAUCGCGCAGUACGGCGGCUGGCUGAUCCCGCGCUCGGUUGUGCAGACCAACAACGCCAACCUCACCGCCGCGUACCGGGCCAUCACGUCCGACGGCGCCACCUUCAUCGGCGUGGGGGUCAACGUCUCCCCGGCGGUGGCCGGCGAUGUCUACAACGCGGUGCUGCCCGCCUGGCGCGAGACGCUGAUCGACACCAUCAUCACGACGCCGUGGGACUGGACCGCUCCGACGGCCGACAUGAUCGCGCUGCAGCGCAAGAUGACCGACGAGUACAUUCCUCGCCUGGAGGCGGUGGCACCGAACUCGGGGGCGUAUCUCAACGAGGCCGAUUUCCGGCAGCCCAAUUUCCAGACGGCGUUUUAUGGUAAAAACUACCAGAAGCUGCGGGCCAUCAAGGCCAAGUAUGAUCCGAAUAGCAUGUUCUAUGGGACUACGGCUGUGGGGUCGGACGAGUGGACCGUCACGUCGGAUGGACACUUGUGCAAGAGCAAGUAA